Messenger RNA from Nasonia vitripennis (jewel wasp), 2589 nucleotides. RefSeq names its product methyltransferase-like protein 22. The transcript has 6 exons. The record is from RefSeq and is a predicted model, not a curated record. The coding region runs from base 1577 to 2419 and encodes 280 amino acids. NCBI's taxonomy places the organism in Eukaryota, Metazoa, Arthropoda, Insecta, Hymenoptera, Pteromalidae. Gene Ontology annotation, biological process: protein methylation. Gene Ontology annotation, cellular component: nucleus. Gene Ontology annotation, molecular function: protein methyltransferase activity.
UUUUUUUUUUUUUUUUGUUCCUUGUAGGUAUGGUCAAUAUGCGCUAAAGCGCAUACUCAACCAUGUCCCAGUUCCCAAUCUUCUAAACCUGCACGCUCUCGGCCGACGGCGUUCCUCCCCCCCUGCACCCCUGCGAACUCAGGUAGGUUGGAACGCUGCCGCUGGGACUCGGGGCUUUGGUUUUACCCGUGACGCACUUGCGGCUGUGCGGGGGAGGUGAAGCGUCGCUUCGCCCGUCGCCAUCUGCAACGGGAAAGCGGCGCUUGGCCUCUGAUCUCGGGGAAGCGCGGAAAUGCCUUCGCGAUCAGCAUUGGGAAAUUUUAUAAAAAUUGUAAUGAAUUCUUAGCGAAUGCUUUUUUUCAAUAAGUAUCUUCAUAGAAUUCUUAAUGAUAGCUUCAGGUAUUAACGAAUGUCCACUUCAGAAGCAUUCAUAAAGAAUUAUUAUGUUGUAAAUGAAAUUUCGCAGCAGAUGCUCUGGUGCCAAAACAGAAGUCAUACAGUAAUCACUAAGUAUUCCUUAUAUAGUAUUUAGCAUAGAUUAGUUGUUACCACUAAGAAAUCAUAAAGCAUUCAUAUAAGGUAAUCAUAAAUAAUUCUUGCUAUUAAAGAAUUUAAUUUUCGUUAAAAUGUCGCACACGCGUUGUAUAGGUAUUAUUAUUAUUGUUAUUAUUGUUUUUCAUAUAUUAGAAGAAAUAUAAUUAAGAAAUUCAAAGUUUUUGACGGUGAUGGGAAUCGAACCUUGAACUUCGGCAGGGCAAUUGAGUGCGCUGGCCACUUACCUAAAUCGAAUUCUUAUACACCAAAUUUUAGAUCUGAUAUAUUAAUUACAUUUACUUAUGGGCUAAUUAAUAAUAAAUAAAUAAAUGACAACCAGUGAAUAAUUGCAGAGAAAAAUAUAUAAUUAUAUUCAGUAAUAAAAGUGGGGUUUUUGAGACCGAGUGUUGAGUUUGUAGAAAGCUCAUGAAGAAUACUUUAUGAAUACUUUUCACACAACUAUGAAAUACUUUACUUUCAGUUGAUAACAUUUUACAUUUCAGAAAUUUGUAUACAAAGAUUACUAUAAGCGUUUAUUUAAUGCGGACAUUCGAAAAUUCUUUAUGAAUGCUUUUUUUUCAAAGUGAGCUUAUCAGGUUCCCACACACACACACACAAUAGCGUCAUCCACUGGCGCGAGUCGAGGGAAAAACGAGAACAGCUGAUGGACCGCGCAGGUGUAUAGAGAGCCACACGCGUGAAUGCACGACGCCGUUUGCAAGGUGCGAUCUUACAUAAGGUCGCGGGCAACUGUCAGAAAAUCCCAAAAUAAAUAGCGCGCGCAAAAUGCAGCAGUGCACCUCGUGCGCCCACCGACGUCGCAUCGAUUCCUAGGUGUACUUUCGAAUCGAUGAUCUCAACUGUUUUUCACAUCGGAAAGUGAUAUCUCUACGCAUACAUUCCCAAUUGUGAUAAUCGGACGGAUAGUGUCGAUAAAAUCGAUUUAUAUAGCUAUAUUGGCUAUCUGGGCUGUCAACGUUGAACUCGAAGGGAACCUUGACAGACGCGCAGGGCCAACGGUUGGCUAUUAAUAGAAAAGAAAAUGACCGCUCACAAAAUAACGUCUGAAGUUUUUGCCGAGAAGGACGACGCGGAAACGCAGAAGGAAGGCAACAGUGCGGUGUCGAAAUUCUUUUUCAAGUAUCCGCCGCAUAUGCGAAAAAAUCGAACGGCGGGAAAAGAGGCUUUGGAGUACGACGAAGACGGCGACUUGAUUCUGGAUCGCAUUGAAGAAGGAGCUAUUUUAAUAGAACACAGCGUCGCCACGGAACUGAAGCUGGUCGGCUUGCAAAUUUGGCGUGGCGCGUUAUUACUCGGCGAUUACAUUCUAUCCCACCCAGAGGUAUUCCAAAAUAAAACGGUUCUAGAAUUAGGCUCUGGAGUUGGAUUCGACAGUAUUAUAGCUGGUACGCUAGCCAAGGAAGUCGUUUGCACAGACGUCAAUUUAGGAGGGAUACUCAGAUUGAUCGAGAAAAACUUUCAGAGGAACAAGGCUCUCGUAAAAUCGAAGGUCUGCGUGACGGAGUUGGAUUUUUUGAGUGAAAACUGGAAUGCAACGUUGAGCGGCAAAGUCAAAAACGUCGACGUGAUAAUGGCAGCGGAUGUCAUAUACGACGAUAAGAUAACCGACGGUUUUGUCAAAACUUUGGCAAAGCUUCUGGAUACGGCCGGUGCACGUCAAGCUUACGUGGCCCUGGAGAAACGAUACGUAUUUACAAUCGCUGAUCUCGACUCCGUGGCCCCGAUGUACGAAGAGUUUUUACGAUGCCUGAGACGACAUAAAGUUAACUGGUCGAUCGAGGAAAUCAAAUUGGAUUUUCCACAGUAUUUUCGUUACCAGAGGCUCAGUCAAUUGACUUUGAUGAGGAUCGAAAAGAAGAUUUAGUGGGUCGAUGAGAAAUUUUUGAAUUGUUAAAAAUGCAGGUACGAACAUACUCACUGAAUUCUCAUGGAAAUCUAUGAAAAAGUAAAUAACUCGUAUUUUUUCAUACUGUAUGUACAUUUGUAAAUAUUAACUUAUUAUUUAUUUCGAAUAAAGUUAUAUUUUUGUAUUAA